This is a messenger RNA of Cuscuta europaea, 2048 nucleotides long. The record is from the annotation of a GenBank genome assembly. NCBI's taxonomy places the organism in Eukaryota, Viridiplantae, Streptophyta, Magnoliopsida, Solanales, Convolvulaceae.
CACUACUUUUGUUUAAAUUAAGCAAUGACCAACACGGCUUAAGAGCCCCGAGGUUUUCAUAUUUAAUUUAAUCGAAUUUCGUUAAAUCUGAUGUUUUAUUCGUAAACUCUUCUCUGUCGUCUCUGUUCUCGUUUAAGAAGUUGACAGUUUUUUUCGGGCUGACGCGCUUUCUUCCACUUCUGGAAAUUCUCAUGUUAUUUUAAUUUAGUUCAAUUUUGGGAUUUUGAUUUUGUGAAUAGAAAUGGAGGACAAUUUAUUGAGCUCAGCUCACCAAAUUGAAGACUUGCCGGAGCAUUUGGUUCUUCAAAUCUUGACGUUGGGUCGAUUGAAUGCGAUCGAUUUAGUGUCUUUGGAAAUGAGUUCGAGGGCUUUCAGGCCAAGUCAUGGGAUGUUCCCUAAAAACAUGAUGUCGGUUGUAGAUUGUGCUGCUAUUCAGCUAUGUGGCUCGAACAUCAUCUAUACCUCUCUUCCGGCCUAUGCUAGGGAAGAUCUUCUGGAUCGGUGUAGUGGAAAUUGGAAACGGUUACUGGGCUUCUUGCAAUCUGUGGAGCAAUCAUCUGACAUGGUUGAAACCUCCGCAGGCAAUAUGCAAAUUAAAAGUGGAAGAUAUCACACUUUGCUGGUUAGUGACGGGGCAGUAUACUCUUGUGGGUCUAGUUUGUGUGGUGUCCUUGGUCAUGGGCCUCAAAAAACACAGUGUGUAGAAUUUACACGCAUCAGCUUCGCUUUUCCUGUACAAGUCAUCCAGGUUUCAGCUUCCCACAAUCAUGCUGCUUUUGUGACCCAGUCUGGGGAGGUAUUCACUUGUGGAGAUAACUCGUCCUAUUGUUGCGGGCACAGAAGUCGCACUAUUUUCAGGCCCCAGCUUGUAGAGUCACUGAAGCACAUCCCCUGCAAACAGGUUGCAGCUGGUCUUACUUUCACCAUGUUUCUUACAAGAGACGGACGCGUCUACACAUGUGGAUCCAACGUUCAUGGUCAGCUUGGUCAUGGUGACACAAUGGAUAGGCCAACACCUACAUGUGUAGAACUGCUUGCAUUCCUUUGCACCGUUGUUCAAAUUGCUGCCGGACCAAGCUACGCCCUUGCUGUGGCUUUGGAUGGGUCACUUUACACUUUUGGAUCGGGCUCCAAUUUCUGCCUUGGCCAUGGGGAGCAGCUCAAUGAAUUCCACCCAAGGGCAAUCCAGUCAUUCAAGAGGAAGGGCAUUCAUCUUCUUCGUGUGUCUGCUGGUGAUGAACAUGUUGUAGCACUCGAUUCAAAUGGAUAUGUUUACACCUGGGGAAAAGGUUACUGUGGUGCACUUGGGCAUGGGAAUGAGACUGAUAAGACUACCCCAGAACUUGUGGACAGCCUUAAGAGUCACCUUGCCAUCCAGGUUUUUGAAUUUUAUUUCACCUUCACUUGUUUAUAGGCCUUAUUAACUCUAAGCACCAUUCAUGUGCCAGAUAUACUGCUUGGUUAUUCAUUGAGAACUGAAGGUUUGUGCAAGUAAGAGAAAGACUUUUGUAGUGGUAGAUAAUGGCCGUGUCUUUGGUUUUGGAUGGAUGAGUUUUGGUAGCCUUGGUUUCCUUGACAGAGGAGCAUCUGAUAAAGUGGCGAGGCCGUGUGUCCUUGACAGCCUGCGCUCCCACCGCGUAUCUCAGAUUAGCACCGCACUGUACCACACCAUAGUAAUCACCAAUCGGGGACAACUCUAUGGUUUUGGUGAUAAUGAAAGAGCCCAACUCGGACAAGACACACUCCGAGGAUGCCUCAAUCCUACUGAAAUUUUGGUGCCGAAGUCAUCAUGAAUGUGAAAGUUGGACCAACAUAGUUUACAUUGUUUUCAGGUGCAUCUCUAGUUGUUAUCAUUAGUAUAUGGACAUGUUUACUAUGUGUGGUCAGGGAUGAUAAUGUUAAAUUUAUUAACUUACAAAGGUAUUCUUUUAGGAAUGUUUGGUUAAUGGGACAAUGUACUGCAACAUCAUGACAGGCAGUAUGCAUAUCUUGUGUUCUUUUCUACACCACUAUUUCAUCUUUGAAUAACUAAAUUGAUGAGGUUGAAG